Molecule: messenger RNA, 1379 nt
Organism: Homalodisca vitripennis (glassy-winged sharpshooter)
Lineage: Eukaryota; Metazoa; Arthropoda; Insecta; Hemiptera; Cicadellidae
Product: alpha-ketoglutarate-dependent sulfate ester dioxygenase-like
Exons: 5
Coding region: 169-1011 (280 amino acids)
Molecular function (GO): oxidoreductase activity
Source: RefSeq, a predicted model, not a curated record
GACGUCUAGCUCUAAGAGAUUUGUUGAAUUAGUUAAGGUUGAUUGGAGCUGCUUGUUUCUUUAAUCAAGUAUAGGUUUAAACACGUAACAAUUCAUUUUGUAAUUAAUUUAAUAAUACAGUUACGUUUUACAAAUAAUGUCCAAAGAUAAUGUCAAUUUUGUAUACUAAUGAGAAACUUUAGGAAAAUGGUUUCUUAUUACAAGCUAACCCCUAUUAAGCUUGGUUGUGAAGUUAGAGGAAUAAAUUUAAAAAUAGAGAAUCGGAAAGAAGUUAUUGAAAAGAUAAAGGAAGAUGUAACGAAACACCGUCUGCUGAUCUUCAAGGGCCAAGGUGAUAUCACUGGUUAUCGACAGGUGCAAAUCAGUAAGUGGUUUGGAGAUCUAGAAGUUACAUUCUACCAGCAUGAACGAUCCCCUCAUCCUCAAGUGUUUCGUGUGUCCAACGAUCCUACUGAAGGGUGUACAGGUGUGGGGCGAACUGGGUGGCAUAUUGAUGGGACGUUCCAGCCCGCACCAUAUGCCUACUCACUGUACUACAUGGCCAGUGUACCUAAGGAAGGUGCCACGGUGUUUGCGCCCCUCACUGAAGUCAUAGAGGGUCUCUCGCCCGAGAAGUACGCAGAGUGGGAUCGACUGUGGAUGGCUAGUGAUCGAAGAGCUGGUCCAGUACACCCACUGAUAUAUACUCAUCCAAGAUCAAAGAAAAAGGUACUUUGCUUUCACCUCGGCAUGACAAGUGAUUUCAUCUAUGACUAUGGCAACCCUGGAGAACGUCUUGCCACCCCUCAGGAGUUUACACGGAUACUUAAUGAAAUUCACCAUGAGUUUGUGAAAGACAAUGGCAAGAUACAGUACAAACACAAUUGGGAGGAAGGUGACUUCAUCAUAUCAGACAACUGUGCAGUAGCUCACGAGGCGAGCCCAGAGACGCAAGCUCCUCCGUCACAAGUGGGGCUCAGAGUUCUGCAUCGAACGACUGUUCACAACCCAAUACCUCCAGCCAAGACUUGAUUACUUCAAAACUCUUGAUGCCUUACUAAAUACUGUAUUUUGAGAUUGUUUGAUAAAAGUUAAAGUAUUUACUGUGGAUUACCUAAAUUCUUUGAUUUAUAAGAGUAAUCAUUAAAAAUCAGCUUCAAAUUAAUGUAAAGAAUGUAAGUUUUAACUAAUAGUCUUGAGUGUGAUGUAAUUGAUCAAUAUUACAAAUACUUAUUGCAAACCGCUUGUAAAUAAAGUAAACUGUUUCCUUUAUUGUGAUGGAUGAAAAUGUGCAGAACUAUAGUGAGAAUUUGACUGUUAAACAUAGAUUUAAAAGUAUUAUUUUUAGACUACUGUUUUUUCAUGUUGUCUUUCAAUAAAUAAUUGAUUUAUUAUUAUUA